Messenger RNA from Culicoides brevitarsis, 2883 nucleotides. It is a transcript of the gene Lon, whose product is annotated as lon protease homolog, mitochondrial. Gene Ontology annotation, biological process: protein catabolic process; protein quality control for misfolded or incompletely synthesized proteins; chaperone-mediated protein complex assembly. Lineage: Eukaryota; Metazoa; Arthropoda; Insecta; Diptera; Ceratopogonidae. The coding region runs from base 11 to 2800 and encodes 929 amino acids. The record is from RefSeq and is a predicted model, not a curated record. Gene Ontology annotation, cellular component: mitochondrial matrix. The transcript is spliced from 10 exons. Gene Ontology annotation, molecular function: single-stranded DNA binding; ATP-dependent peptidase activity; ATP hydrolysis activity.
UUAAGAAAUCAUGCUUUCCAGAAAAUUACUAAAAUUAACUGUUUUACAGAAGUUUAAUUCAAUAAGAUCAGUGCACAGAAAUGUAUAUGCAGUGCAUUCGAACUUUAAGAUUUUUCGAUAUACAUCAAAUAAAAUAAUAAAUGUAGAACACGAAAGACCCAUUGCUUUUCUAAAUUUUAGAGGGUAUUGCAGUAAAAAUAAUACAAAUGAAAAUGAAGAUGUAUACCAAAACUUGCCCGCAACAGUUGCCAUUCCUGAGGUUUGGCCUCAUGUGCCAGUCAUUGCGAUGAAGCGUAAUCCUGUUUUUCCGCGAUUCAUGAAAAUUUUGGAGAUCACAAAUCCAUUAUUAAUCGAUCUACUACGAAGAAAAAUCAAGUUAAAUCAACCAUAUGUAGGAAUAUUUUUAAAAAAAGAUGACAAUAACGAUGAAGAAAUUGUUGAAUCUUUGGAUGAUAUAUAUGAUAUUGGUACAUUUGCUCAGGUUCAAGAAAUGCAAGAUCUUGGCGACAAGUUAAGAAUUGUGGUAACAGCUCAUAGGCGAAUACGAGCUACGAGUCAAAUGUUUGAAACAAUCGACGAUCUAGAUAGAAAAGAAGUAAUAAUUAGAUACCCAACGUUUAAAACUCAAAUUAAAAUAACAACAGAUGAGACACAUGCUGAUAAGCGAAGGCGAAAACAUCGCUUACGUAACCAACAUAAUACAAUGAACGAAGAAACUCGCCAAAAUACUAACAAAAACAAAAGAGAAGGAGAUCAUAUUGCAACUCCAUUAUUGAUGGUAAAUGUAGAAAAUGUAAAACAUGAUGAAUACAAGCAAACAGAGGAAAUAAAAGCUCUAACUCAAGAAGUCAUUAAAACUAUUCGAGAUAUUAUUACAAUGAACCCGCUGUAUCGUGAAAGUCUUCAACAAAUGCUCCAUCAAAAUCAACGGGUAGUAGAUAACCCAGUGUAUUUAUGUGAUUUGGGUGCUUCUCUAAGCGCAGCUGAGCCUAAUGAGUUACAAGCUAUUUUAGAAGAAAUGGAUAUAUCAAAACGUUUGUUUUUGUCCCUGUCAUUGUUAAAAAAAGAGCUUGAGUUGUCAAAAUUGCAAGCUAAAAUAGGGAGAGAGGUUGAAGAAAAAGUUAAACAACAGCACAAAAAGUAUAUAUUACAAGAACAGUUAAAAGCAAUAAAAAAAGAACUGGGAAUUGAAAAGGAUGACAAAGAUGCCAUUGCGGAAAAAUAUAGGGAAAAAAUCAAAGACAAAAAUUUACCGCAGCCGAUAAUGGAGGUUAUUGAAGAGGAGUUGAAAAAACUAAACUUUCUUGAAAAUCAUAGUUCAGAGUUUAAUGUGACACGAAACUAUUUGGAUUGGCUUACCGUAUUACCUUGGGGAAUAAUGAGUAAAGAAAACUUAGAUAUAGAGGAAGCUACAAAAAUUUUAGAUGAUGACCAUUAUGGAAUGGAAGAUAUAAAAAAAAGAAUUUUGGAGUUCAUUGCUGUCAGCCAACUUAAGGGAAGCACUCAGGGAAAAAUAAUGUGUUUCCACGGGCCUCCAGGUGUUGGAAAAACAAGUAUAGCUAAAAGUAUUGCUCGUGCCCUCAACCGAGAAUACUUUAGAUUUUCUGUGGGAGGGAUGACGGAUGUGGCAGAAAUAAAAGGUCACCGAAGAACAUAUGUAGGAGCGAUGCCUGGAAAGAUUAUACAAUGUUUAAAGAAAACUAAAACUUCAAAUCCUUUAGUUUUAAUCGACGAAGUAGACAAAAUUGGAAAGGGUUAUCAAGGAGAUCCUAGUUCAGCUCUAUUAGAACUUCUAGAUCCAGAACAAAAUACAAAUUUUUUAGACCACUACCUAGAUGUUCCAGUUGAUCUGUCAAAAGUUUUAUUUAUAUGUACAGCAAAUGUUAUUGAUACUAUUCCAGAACCGCUUCGAGAUAGAAUGGAAAUGAUUGAAAUGGCUGGAUAUGUGGAAGAAGAGAAAAUUUCGAUUGCUAAACAAUAUUUAGUUCCGCAAGCGCGAUCGGACUGUGGUUUGAAUGUUGAUCAAAUCAAAAUUUCUGAUAACACUUUGUCAAUCCUAAUCAAAAACUACUGCCGUGAAUCUGGUGUACGAAAUUUGCAAAAACAAAUCGAAAAAAUUAUUCGAAAAGUUGCUUUUAAAAUAGUCAAAAAAGAAAUCGAAACAAUGGAAAUUAAGCCAGACCUUUUGAAUGAGCUAUUAGGAAAACCAGUUUUCACCCGUGAUAGAAUGUUCACAGGACAAACACCUGUUGGGGUUUGUAUGGGUUUAGCUUGGACAUCUCAUGGAGGUUCAACAUUAUACAUCGAAACAGCUAAGAGGAAAACUACAACCAAUAAUGAAAAUAGCGAUGGUACUUUGGAGGUAACAGGAAAUUUGGGUGAUGUUAUGAAGGAAUCGGCAAGAAUUUCAUUAACAGUUGCUAGGAAUUUCAUUAAAGAAAAAUGUAAUAAUAACUUUUUGGAAGUAAACCAUAUCCAUUUACAUGUUCCUGAAGGUGCAACACCAAAAGAUGGACCCAGUGCUGGAAUUACCAUUGUGACUGCAUUGUUAUCCCUCGCUAAAAAUCAACCUAUCAAGAACGAUGUCGCUAUGACAGGUGAAAUUUCGUUGACCGGUAAAAUACUUCCAGUAGGUGGUAUAAAAGAAAAAACAAUAGCUGCUAAAAGAAGUGGAAUCAGAUGUCUAAUUUUGCCAGAAGAAAACAAAAAAGAUUUUUCAGAUUUACCUGAAUUUAUCAAAAGUGAUUUAACAGUUCAUUAUGUCAGUGACUAUCAUCAAGUAUAUGAUUUACUUUUUUGAUUGGAAAUUGCUAAAAAUCAAUAAAUAAAAAAGAUUCUAGUAAAAUUAACAAACAUUUUAUUUAAAUUAAAAUCAUAAAAUUU